CUUUUUAGGGAGCCGCAGAUUUGAUCACCUUAACCAGCUCCUGAGGACAAAUAUGUAGCAAUAGAAGAAGAAAAGUAAAAAAAAAAAAAAGUACCUAAAACAUGACAAGACACGCUGGACGGUCUUUAGUCUUCAGUUUGGCUUUAAUACAGUGGUGAAGCACUAAGAUUACUCGAGGAGGAACCAAAAAAACCAUCAAGCAUGCUUACAUCAGAGCACCGGAAGACUCAUGGCUUCAACAGUGCAGGGAGAUUUCUCACCACUUACAAGAAGGACUAUGGACCCGUCAGGGAGCGCUACCCACAUCUGAACUCCAGAGAUGAGCCUCCUCCUUCUUCUGCCUUCAUGUCUUCAUUUGGCGUCCUCACACCUUCCAUUUCCGUGGCAACUCAGGAUGUUGGCUCCGCCCUGAUGGUACACUGGACGCAGGAUGCAGGAGUUGCCAGGGGGACUGAGCUCUUCGUUGGUCAAGAGGAUGAAAGUCAGCGGCGCCGUGUUUGUGAUGGAUGUGGUGGGAAAGCAAACAUGUUGCAGCAGCAGGAGGCAAACGAUACCAAGACUGAGAUUGUCUACAAGGGAGGUGUGGUUGUGCUGUCUUCCACCGACGGUCCAUCCAGCUGUAAUGAUUUUCUAAGAAAUUUACUGAGAGAAAGCGGACUGCAGCACCUGCUCAGCCCUCCUCAAGGCUGGUCUGCUGUUGACAUAAACAAAGAUGACCAACACUCGGAUAAGAGUGCCUUCUCAUGGGGUUUGAGCGCCUCCUCCCUCCAGAACCCUUUAGCUCAGGGCAGCCGCUGUGCAAGGGGACCUGAGUGCUUUGAGCUGAAAACCAUCUGUCAGAGCAGCGCCCUGCCUCAAGCCCACGUACAGCCAGCAACUUACUGCACAGAGACCAGGAGGAAGCUACCGCAAACAGAAUACCAGUUCAACUAUGGCCCUAAGAUACAGAGUGGUCAAAGGAAGCUCUGUACUCAGCAGGAUUCCUUCUCCGAUCGCCCACCUUGUCACUGGUCCUCAGUCUGAAUCUUCACUCAAUACAGAUCAUUCAGAAAAAAA
Molecule: messenger RNA, 1056 nt
Organism: Oreochromis aureus
Lineage: Eukaryota; Metazoa; Chordata; Actinopteri; Cichliformes; Cichlidae
Exons: 9
Coding region: 202-1023 (273 amino acids)
Source: RefSeq, a predicted model, not a curated record